UUCACUUUUCAGCUACCUACAUGCAAUGGGAUUGACAGUGUCCGCUAUUUCGAUACAUGUUCUUCGAGAAUGAGCUGAUCAUGCCCAUAGUAAUCCUAAAAGUAUAGCAAUAUUCGAGUCUCAGUUUAAGCUCAAACACGUCCUUAAAAUGAUGCUCGAACCACAUUUUAAGUUGGAUUGAAAAUCUCCACUUCCUUUUGGGACGACAUCUUGUUGGGCCAAGCUUUGACAACGAUCUCUGAAUGGACUCACCCAAAAUCAUGAUGGGCAAGCUCUGGUAGGUCAGGUGGCUCUACCGACGCUACCGAGCCCUCCUUGCGAAGAUUUAACCUGAAAAUGACCUAGGACUCACUGCAUUUGCCCUUCACCCACCAUAGGACACAUCAAUCCAUGUUUCUUUGCCUGGUUCUUUGCUUCCACGCUAGAAAAUCAUUGUGGCUGAAGAAGUAAAGAAUAAGUUUGGACGAAGAAACAGUGAUAUGUUUGCCUUGAUCAAAACGAUGUGUCAUCCCAAGGAAUUCUUCAAGCCUGGGUUUCGAAGAAUGACCGGCUCCAAAAUGAUUUUGCUUUGGGUUGUUCUCCUCCUGUUUAGUGCGAUGUGUAAGGCUGACGAAGGUGAUGAUGUCGAUCCAUGUGACGAAGCCUCUUUCGAAUGUCCCAAGCCCAAUGGGAAUUUUGCGGAUCCCUGCGAAUGUAGACGAUUCUUCAUUUGCAACAGCUACGUCCCGACCAAAAUCCUCUGUCCCGCUCGACUUCUCUGGGAUGACCGGAAGAAAGAGUGCACCUACGCGAACGAGGCGGAAUGCGGUCCCGUUGAGGUCGAGGAGAUAGACGAGGAGAAGGAGAAGAUCGAGGAAGCUCCGAAAUGUGAUCCAGAGCUUUGUCAGUUACCCUAUUGUCUUUGUUCCAAGAAUGGCGAUGACCCACCCAUGGACCCAGAGUCCAUUCCUCAGUUCAUUUUGCUCAUGAUCGAUGGGGCUGUGAACACCAACAACUUUGACUACUACGAAUCUUUGUUGAAUAACACAGAUCAGGCGGAAGAAAAACGCCUCAAGGCCACAUUUUUCAUACAAAACGAAUAUUGCAAUUAUUACAUGGUAGAACGCUUGUACACUGAAGGACAUGAAAUCGCCCUGUCUUCGGUGACCGGGGAAAAUCUUCAAAGAGCCAAUGUGUCCGUUUGGCGAAAUGAAUUCAGCAGUCUACGAGAUAUUUUGGUGAAGUUUUCGAAUGUGUCCCCUGAAGACAUCUUGGGUGUUCGUGCUCCUCGCCUUAAGCCCGGUUAUAAUGAGCAAUACCAAGCUUUGAUUGAGGAGGGCUUCAUCUGGGAUAGCUCAGUGUCCACCCUGGCCUUGGAUCCCCCAGUUUGGCCUUACACUUUGGACUACAAGAUCCCUCAUGAUUGUCGAGUCAAGUCUUGUCCAACGAAGUCUUUCCCCGGUCUCUGGGAACUUCCUUUGAACAGUCAUUUUGUGGGUGAUGACACUGGAGGUCAGUGUCCAUUUGUGGAUCAAUGUGUGUUCAGCUUCCAAUCUUCGGAUGACGUAUUUGGGUGGUUGAAGGAAGAUUUCCUCCGGCAUUACGAGACCAACCGUUCGCCGUACCUUCUUUCACUUCACACGAAUUGGUUUUUGACCAAGUCUCAAGACGAGGGGCUCCACAAGUUUGUGGAUUGGGCCCGCACUCAAGAUGACGUCUUCUUCGUGACCGCGACCGAAUUCCUUUUAUGGCUCACCGAUGAAAAUUUGGGCCAGGGCAGCAAAACUUCGUAUAAAACUCCUCCUUUGUUAACGGAGCGGAAAUUGAGUUGCAAUACACCCAACUCAUGUGAACUGCCUCACACUGAAAGUAAUGGAGUUGAAAGUUUACGAUAUAUGAAGACCUGCAGAGAUUGUCCUCAGGUUUAUCCUUGGUUAAAGGACUUGGGGGAGCAAAAUUAAAAACGAAAAGAAAAACAAAAACGGAAAGUAGUUUACCCUGACUUUCCAGUUCCUCACCUCCAUCGAUAUGAAGAACAACAAAAGAUGAUGGAUCAAUAAUGCAAUGUAUGAUGAACACCAUUAGUGGUCUCUGUUAGAUUGUUAUGGCAGCCUUUUAUGAAUUGUUAAAUAGAAAGUAUAUUGGCUUGGAGUGUUCAGUACGAGUCGCAAAUUGGAUGCAAGAAAAACUGAUGCAAUCGUACGUAACCAAGUACAGCAUUUCCAAUUUGAUAACAUUCGAUUCUUGGAGAAAGCAGAUUGUGCAUCACAACGUUGUAUGAGUGUCAAAUGUAACCUUACAGAGUGCUGCAGGGACAAAUAUUCGCCAAGAUUUGUACAGUUAUGUUGAAAAAGAGUGACAUAUACUUAAAUUUUGUCGGCGAUAUAUUUUCCUUUUGGCGUUGUGUCAAAUAAAACCAAUUCGAAUGCCGUUUCAAA
Tigriopus californicus is the source of this 2417-nucleotide messenger RNA. Its product is annotated as chitin deacetylase 1-like. Gene Ontology annotation, cellular component: extracellular region. Gene Ontology annotation, molecular function: chitin binding. The transcript is spliced from 2 exons. Bases 480 to 1940 code for a protein of 486 amino acids. NCBI's taxonomy places the organism in Eukaryota, Metazoa, Arthropoda, Copepoda, Harpacticoida, Harpacticidae. Gene Ontology annotation, biological process: carbohydrate metabolic process. The record is from RefSeq and is a predicted model, not a curated record.